Molecule: messenger RNA, 3487 nt
Organism: Symphalangus syndactylus (siamang)
Lineage: Eukaryota; Metazoa; Chordata; Mammalia; Primates; Hylobatidae
Gene: ZNF705D
Product: zinc finger protein 705D
Biological process (GO): regulation of transcription by RNA polymerase II
Cellular component (GO): nucleus
Molecular function (GO): RNA polymerase II cis-regulatory region sequence-specific DNA binding; DNA-binding transcription factor activity, RNA polymerase II-specific
Source: RefSeq, a predicted model, not a curated record
AAAAAAAAAAAAAAAAGAGACCUCUGGAGGGAGACACUAAGCUGUGCAGGCUCUCAUCUUGAAGUCACCAAAUGCAUAAGUUGUUAUUCCUGCUCUGCCUCAGCUUUUCUUAGUGCCUGCAGUGUCUGCAAGUGGAAAUCCAGAGGAAGACAGAGAAACUGAGUUCUUGAGGAUGCAUUCACUAAAGAAAGUGACUUUUGAAGAUGUAGCUAUUGACUUCACUCAGGAAGAGUGGGCCAUGAUGGACACAUCCAAGAGAAAGCUGUACAGAGAUGUGAUGCUGGAAAAUAUCAGUCACUUGGUGUCCCUCGGGUACCAGAUAAGCAAAUCCUAUAUAAUUUUGCAGCUGGAGCAAGGAAAAGAGCUGUGGCGGGAAGGAAGAGAAUUUCUUCAAGGCCAGAAUCCAGACAUGGAAAGUGCGCUUAAGAAAAAACACAUGAUAUCCAUGCAUCCUAUCAUCAGAAAAGACGCACCUACCAGUAUGACAAUGGAGAACUCUCUCAUUCUGGAGGAUCCUUUUGAAUGUAAUGAUUCCGGAGAAGAUUGCACUCACAGUUCCACAAUAACUCAGUAUUUGUUAACUCAUAGUGGAAACAAACUCUACGUCAGCAAACAGUGUGGAAAAUCCCUUAGUAAUCAGUUGUCCCCUAAACCACAUAAACAAGUUCAUACUAAAGGUAAAUCAUAUCAAUGUAAUCUAUGUGAAAAGGCCUAUACUAAUGGCUUUCACCUUAGACGGCACAAGAUGAUUCACACUGGAGAGAGGCCAUAUGCAUGUCAUCUAUGUGGGAAAGCCUUCACUCAGUGUUCUCACCUUAGAAGACAUGUGAAAACUCACACGGGAGAGAGACCGUAUAAGUGUCAUCAAUGUGGGAAAGCCUUUAUUCAAUCCUUUAACCUUCGAAGACAUGAGAGAACUCACCUUGGAAGAAAGUGUUAUGAAUGUGAUAAAAGUGGGAAAGCCUUUAGUCAAAGCUCUGGCUUUAGAGGAAACAAAAGAAUUCACACUGGAGAGAAACCACAUGCUUGUCUUCUAUGUGGGAAGGCCUUCAGUCUAUCUUCCGACCUUAGAUGAUAUGAGAGAACACGCACUGGAGAAAAGCCAUAUGAAUGCCAUUUAAGUGGGAAAGCCUUCAGUCAAUGUACUAAUCUUAAAUAGCAUCAGAAAAUUCGUGCUGGAGAGAAAAUUAUAAACGUCUUCAGAACAUAUUCUGACUUUAGAUGACAUGGUGUUAGGAAUGACGAAUGUAAGGAAUGUGGAAGAGACUUCAGCUGUAGUUGUAGCAUCUAAACAUGCCAAAGGACUCACAUUUUGAAGAAAUACUGUAAUCAACAUGGAAGACACUUCAGUUACCUUUAUUCUUCAGUCCACAUCAAUAAAUUCAUAUGGAAGAGAAAUUGUAUGACAUGUAUGUACCAAAGACUUGUUAGUGAUCUGAUCAUAAAUGACAUGAGAGAGCUGAAACUGUCAACAUAAUAAACUAAAAGUCUUCAGCAACAGCUUUAACUUAAAACAUGUGGGACUUUCAGGUAGAGAAUCUCUAGCUCUGCACUCAGUGUGAAAAUGUUUUUAUUUGCAAUUUAUUGUCAAAUAACAUAAGAAAACUUUACUUGGAUAAACCCUUUAUUUGUAUUUUCUGUGAAUAAACAUUCAGCCAAGCACCAGGCUUGAUGUUCACAAGAAAACCCAGUGAUAAAAUGCUGCUAAAAUGGAAAAUAAGAGAGGAAAUCCUUUAUAAGCUAAAUAAGAAGGGAAAGUCUUUCCAAGCGCAAUGAAUUCUCUUGGAAUACCAACUACUUCUUACCGGAGAAGUUAGGCAAUGAAAAAUCAUGAGAAAUCCUUUCUUCAUAGAGCAACAAUUGUGGCACACGUGAGAUUUCACACUGAACAAAACGCAGCAUCUUGAAAGGAGAAAAUUCUUUAGUGAUAAUUCAUUUCUUAGUUGACAUUAAGUUUCUCACAUUAAGGAGCUGUCAAACUUGAAAAUCACUGUGGAGAAACCUGAUAGAUUUCUUAUCAGAAAAAUGAGUCAAGAAGGUGGACCUCUAGAAAAAACUCUUAACACGUACUUUAGCAAAAUAAUUCAGAAAUUUGAGAAAAUGUCUAUUCAUAAAAAUGUGGCACGUAAAUGUAUAAUAGCAAAGUGACCAGGGAAUAAAUUGAAUGCAGAAUUAUAUAAGAAAUCUCGUUAAACUUUUCCAAAAGAUCAAUACUUACAAAUAUUGAAAGAAUACAAUCGGUUGUUCAAAAAACUUAGUAUGUUGGCGAAGUCCUUGUUUCAUUUAUGUAGCCCUAACAAAUCGAUUUGCAUCUGCACUCCUUGGCUGAGAUUCUUGGUCGAGGUUCUACCCCAACUUCUGAGUCUCCCCAGUCUUCAACAGCUCUUUCCUCACAGCUCACCUCCCUUUACUGCAAUGUCCACUAAAAUCACUCGUUUCCAUCCAACCCUCGAGUUGACAAACCAGGGAUCUUCAGCCCCACUUGCCAGAUUUCUCAGGGUGUCAUUGCAUAGAUUUAGCAGGGAAACGGAGGCUGUAUCAAAGACACCUAGUAUAUGCAUUUGGGUGUCCCCAGGCCUUGCCUCUGUCUCUGAGCAGUUACCUGGGAUCAGAGAAUAAGGCAGCUCUUCUCUUCUAUCCCUCAGAAGGCUCUUGAAAUUUCAUCCCUGGAGCCUCUCUAACUGGAGGUAGCAGUUCAUCUCACGACACCCCACAUUUUAUUCAGCUAAGUCCUGAGUUAUUACACAGAGACAGACACAGCUGUGCUCCUUUUACUGCAUUCCAGAAGGUAGAACACCAGCAUGAUAAAACAGCUGAACCUGUCAGCCACCUUGCAAGCCUUUCCUAUAUUUGAUUCAAUGUACUUUUCCCAAAGAAAUAUGAAAGUUCUCACAGAGGGGGCCUCCUCUGCCUUGUCCUCAGAAUUGGAAAAUGUAUUGUCCAUCAAGGAGUCUCAGUACUGAACCUAAAACUCAAGAGAAAAUGUUUCCUGAGUAUCAAGUGGGAUGACUUGAAAUUUUGCCAAACAGGCACAAUCUUAAUACGAUAGGCCUUACUAAGUCUAAAUGGCCUUCUCCAUGGUUGAAAUUGACACAUCAUUAUAUUAAAAAAUCUCCACAAGUGAUUGAUUUUACUCUGCAGCCAGGGUUUAUGUCAAGUGUGAGGAUAAUGAGCAAGAAAUUCAAGCCCUUGGCAAACUGGUUGGAGAGGCAAGGACUGUGUCCAGGCAGAGCUCAUAUCAUUAUUUAUUGUUUAAUCUAUUUAAUUAAAUAUGUAAUUUACCCACAAACUGUGGCUGACAUUAUAUGUACUCCUGAGCCGCAUUAAGAUGUACUAUUUGUGCUGUGAAAUUCUACGGGAUUUGACAAAUGCAUGGUGGCAGAUCUCCAGCCAUUAUUAAAGUGUAACACAGAAUGCAUCUCUUAUUCAAGGUCGUCUUCCCUCCACAUAGAGGGAAUCAAUCGACUUUUGUAUACUGAUUUUUUAA